Molecule: messenger RNA, 6758 nt
Organism: Anopheles gambiae (African malaria mosquito)
Lineage: Eukaryota; Metazoa; Arthropoda; Insecta; Diptera; Culicidae
Gene: sm
Product: heterogeneous nuclear ribonucleoprotein L
Exons: 15
Coding region: 2270-3820 (516 amino acids)
Biological process (GO): regulation of RNA splicing; mRNA processing
Cellular component (GO): nucleus
Molecular function (GO): mRNA binding
Source: RefSeq, a predicted model, not a curated record
GGAAUUUCGCACUCGACACUUUCGAGCGUUGCGUUCGCCGUGGUACGCGUUAGUUUCCGUUUUUCCUGAGCCCGCCGAGUUCUGAGAAGGAAGUGUUCCGUGCACAGCAAUCCACAGCCGUGUUUUCUUCACCGAUACAGAAGUGUAUGUGUGCCAUUGCGCUUACAAUUCUAGCUCAAACAAUUCACCCCCCUUCAAACUUAACCUUACAUAUUUCGGCGUAAACGAGAAGCGCGUUUUAGCACGAAACCGUGUGUGCCCCCUUCCUUCGGUGAGAGGAGUGUGUGUGACAGUCGACCCCUAAAAAACCGAACCGAAAAACACCUUUUACCAACGUGUAUGUGUGUGUGUGCGUGUGUGCGUGCAGCAGUGGAAGAAACAGUGGGCAAAAGUGGAGCAUAACAAUAGAGGGCACAACAACCUCGCACCACACGCGUGCCCGUCUCUCGUUCUAUCUCCCUUACUCUCGCUCGCUUUCGCUGAACACGGUGUUUUAUAUGCGUUGCCUGCUUUUUUUGUUGCCUACUUCUCCUUCGUGGUGUCGUCUCGUUGCGUUGCCCUUUAGCUGCCGUCGCACAGCGAAGGAAGAAGACUCCAAUCCCCCUCCCUCUCGCUCUCUCUCUCUCUCUCCCUCUGUAUCGCUUUGCUUCCAUUAGAUUGUGCGGCGAUUGCGGGAUUGCUGGCUGUGUUGUAUUCUCGCGUGUAAAAUCAAUUGCACGAAAAAAAGCGAAGCAGGCUGUGGUGACGGAAAAGUGUGCGUGCGUGUGCUAGUUUGUGUGUGUGUGUGCCCGGUGCUUGAUAGAAACACGGCCGCCACUGAAACUUUAAUGGAGCAUUAGAAUUGCGUCGGUGUGUGGUGUGUCUCCUGGCAUCCGGUUCCGGAGCAAAGAGAUCGAUAGAAACUCCCCCCCUCUCCUUCUCUGUGCGAUUCUUCUCCGACCGGUGCAGGCCGAACACACCGAUCCGUACGUGGAAUUGUGGCGUCUGGCUGCUGUGGUGUGUUACAUUCGAUAUAAUAGACUCGGGGUGUUUGUGUGUUUGUGCGUGUUGCGUUGAUGGUGUGCUGUGUACCGCACACACAUCUUAGCCGCUGUGUAGCAUUUUGAUGGGAAGCGCGGAACGUUUGCUGCUCCCCCCCCCCGCCGUCGUUCGGUUUGUUCGUGUGCGUGCGCGCGCGCUCUUGUGUUUCUCUAUUACCGAUCCCCCCCCACGUUUGAUGUUUCUUGCCCCCCCCCUCCUUCUUCUUGUGUCUAAUAGAACCGCCGUUCGAUUGCCGCCCGGGAUGAAUAAUGGCUUUCGGUUCGCUUUCCCGUUUUGCGCUCUGUUAGUAGUGUGCUCGGUCCAGUUUUUCUUCGAUUGCUUUUCAUCUAAGGUUUGGUCCUACUUCAGACUUGGUCGAUUGGCAGAAGAAAGUUUUUUUAAUGUGUGUGCGGUCGCUAAGCUUAAAACGUGUAUAGAAGAGACAUUAGAAAGAAUUUUAUUGCUGACUGAACGAAAACUAACCUCGAGACCUCGAGACUGAAAAUUCCAGGCAGAGUGUGUUUGUGUGUGUGUAUGGGUGUGUAUGGGUGUGUGAGCGCGUGUCUCUGUGUUAUCUAAUCCUUCCAACAGUGCCGGCAAAGCUGCUUCAACAAAAUUAAACAAAUGGCGAAUCUGUGCAAGCGAAAGGAAGGAAGAAGUGUAUUCUGAAAGUGUGUUUGUUUGGUCCGAUAUCAUAUCGCCCAGCCCUUGCGCCCAAUUUCACCCCCCAACAAAAAAUCACCCUGUCUCCUCCCCCCCCAUUACCGUGUGGAGCGCAAUUCCACUGGAAGUCGCGUGGCCUGUUCGGUGUGUGUGUAUUGUGAGUGCUUUGUUGUGAGUGAGUGAGAGCAGAGCCCUCCAGAGUGUUUGCGAAAAGUGUGCAGCAGCCGCCAGCAGUCUGUACGUUCUAAAACAACAACAACAACAACACACUCUCACACCCCGUUCGACUGACACCUAACUCAAUUCGAGUAACAGCCAAAAAGCAAACAACUACAACUACAACAACAAACGAAAACAAUAAACAACAAAAGCACACACGAAAAAAAACUCACAAAACGCAAAGCGGCUGCCCGUGACCAACAAACAAGGCGCCAAGGUGUGUUAAAGCCCACCUUCCCGCACAGCUUAUAUAAAAAAAAGCAAAGGCUACUCUCUCACUUGGCCAACCCAGGGAGCCGCUACAGGCUACACAACCCGCAUCACGAUCGCGUUCACGCAGCAACAGCAUCCCCCCGGUGCCGGUGUGAUGAUCAUGGCGUCAUUCAACGGUGGCAGUGCCGCGGGCGGCGGCGGUGGCGGCGGCCAGGAUGGGCCGCACAACAAGCGGCUCUGUACCGGCCAGGAGAUGGGCGAGGUGCCGCUCAAUAGUCGGAACAAUAAUAACAACAUCAACGUCACAGACGAACCGCGCCGGAAGCGCGACGUUGCGACGCGCCCCAACCAUAUCCUGCUGUUCACGAUCCUGAACCCGAUCUAUCCGAUCACAGUGGACGUACUGCACACGAUCUGUCACCCAAAUGGCCAAGUGCAACGCAUCGUGAUAUUCAAGAAGAAUGGCGUCCAAGCGAUGGUUGAGUUCGACAGCAUAGAGUCAGCGACGCGCGCCAAAGACAGCCUGAACGGUUGCGACAUCUACUCCGGCUGCUGCACACUGAAGAUCGACUACGCAAAGCCAGAAAAACUCAAUGUUUACAAAAACGACAGUGACUCCAGUUGGGACUACACGCUGGUAGCUGCCACCACGGUUAAGGAGGUCGGUAAUGGACGCUCGCCCCUGCUCCAGGAUCCAACGCUCUUCGGUGGACGACCGCAGCCGUACAGUAAGUACCUUUCACCAUCACAUACACCCUACAACGAGUACUCUCAACCUACUCAAGGAACCCGCUCAAAACCUGCUCUGCUAGGCGCCGGCGGUGGUAAUGGUUUUCCGCCGAACUUUUCGCCCCCGGACUUCCACCCGUCGGAGAACUGGAAACCGGCGGCCGCCGGUACGCACGUCGGCCUGAUGAAGGAUCCGCCGCUGCCACGCAACGGGCCAACCAACUUUAUCCAGCCAACGCAGCAACAGGGCGCAGUGAUGAUGGUUUACGGACUCGACAAUGGAACCGCCAACACCGAUAAGCUUUUCAAUCUGUUCUGCCUGUACGGCAACGUGGUGCGGAUAAAGUUCCUGAAGACAAAGGAAGGCACCGCCAUGGUCCAGAUGGGUGACGCCAUCGCAGUCGAACGUUGCGUCCAGCACCUGAACAACAUUCCAAUCGGAAAUGAUGGCAAAAUUCAGAUCGCAUUUUCCAAGCAAAACUUUUUGUCCGAGGUCACAAACCCUUACACCCUGCCGGACCAUACGCCCAGCUUCAAGGAAUAUACUGGCUCGAAGAACAACCGCUUCCUGUCGCUGACCCAGGCCAGCAAGAACCGCAUCCAGCCGCCAAGCAAGAUUCUUCACUUCUUCAACACACCGCCUGGGCUGACCGACGAGCAGCUGAUUGCGGCAUUCGGCAGCAACGAUUGCCACCCGUCGCAAGUGCGCAUGUUCCCGCUGAAAUCGGAACGCUCCUCGUCCGGGCUGGUCGAGUUCCCGAGCGUCGCCCUUGCCGUCCAGGCGAUCAUGAAGUGCAACCACACCGCCAUCGAUCACAAAGGCACAAAGUUCCCGUUCAUCAUGAAGCUCUGCUUCUCGUCCUCGAAAACGAUGAACGGCGCGUGGAACAACGAAAACAUCGAGAACAUGAAGCAGGCCGGCUCGGUCGUGCAGACGUCGCCCGGUGCCGAGGACGAACCGAUGCAGGCCCGAUAAAUCGAUCGUCGUCCAUCACAUGCCGCCGUCGCCGCCGCUCCCCAAGACCGUUGCUUUGUGCGCGAAAUGCUGCGAUUCCGGUGCGAGUAGGCGCAACCGUAGGGCUUCGGGGCAGGUUCAUCCCUGUGUAAUGUGUGUAUGAGUGUUAGAUGUGAUGCUUAUAGAGAUGAGGUGGCGUAAUAGAAGAAGAAAUGCGAUAUUAAUACCGGCCCCGUAUCAUAUUGCCGUUUCAUCCUCCGGCCAAGCGAGCCAGCGAGGGGCGGCAGGGAAAGCUCAUCAACUAUCGUAAAACAACCACCGUGUUUUCUUUUUCUUUUUUCUUCUUUGUUGUUGUCCUGUGUCCGAUCCGGCAUAUUCAUUCACCUUCCAUAAUGAUGAAGCAUCGCUGCUCGUUUGUGGGCGGCACACGCGUUCUCGCGUUCGUGAGUGGCAGCAACGCUCACGACUCCUCGUCUAUCCAUAUUGCGCUACAAGUAGUGUGUUAAGUUAGAGCUACGUGAACUCAAGCAGCCGUAAAAACCAGAAACGUUUAAAUUAGAGAUAUGCUGUAGAUGAGCAAAGGCUUGGAAGAGGGAGGGAGAGCAAGAAAAGCGAAAAGCGCCACUAUCCGCGCUCUCCGUUUUGUGAUGUGUGUGUGUGUGUGCGCACGCACACUCGCGGGGUUUGUUUUUUCGUCCAGCCUAUAAUAAGAUACAGUAUGUAUGUGUGUGUGUAUUGUACGGUUAGAAGUUUAUUUUUUAUGUUAUUAGCCAACGGAAGCAAAGAAAAACACUACAUGGGAAGGAGGCAGUGAACGCGCGAAACGAAAGUAAACCACCGGAAGAUGAUGAUAGUGAAGAUACUACAGUGUUGAUGGCUGAAACCCCGAUUCCCCCAAUUCUCAAACCCACAAAAACGAAACGGCCUUCGGUUCGUUUUGUCCGUUUUCUUUAAUUGCUUUACAAUCGCAAACCCCCCCUCACAUCAUCGUGCAACAAUCGUCACAAUCAACUAGAAAAGAAAAGACUCUAGGAGCUGUUGACGUUCGGAGAAGGAAAGGCAGGAAACAGGAAAGGAGGAUAGGAGAACGACAGCAAACGAAGAAGCGUAACUGAAACCGGUCGGCAAACAGAUCCCCCGCGCGCGUGAAUCAAGAAAGCUUUGAAACCAAAAAAGGAGAACAUUGAGAGGAGGAAACAUUGCAAAAGAGAACAAAAAGAUAACAAACAAACAAACAAAAAGGUAACUUUGCGAACUGGCCGGCAGAGGGCGGUGGUGCAGCAGCUAAGUGUGCAUCGCCGUGUGUUCGAUUUUUAGACAAUUAAGUAAGCAGAAGUAACCUUAACUAAACUAUCAGAACGACUACUGUUCUUCUGUCCUUGUUAUCUAUCUAUCCCCAGAUUGUUGUUUUCGUUUCGAUAAUUCCUUUUUUAGUUUUUUUUCGCAAUUUUUCAAUAAUUUUUCUUCCCGUUUGUUAUUAUCAUCAAUUGCUUCUUCUUUUUUCACAUUUGUUCUUCUUAAAUUUCUUCCUCCAUGAGCCCUUAGAUACUUUGAUACAACCAACAAGAGAAAAGACAUUAUUUAUUGUUUACUAAUUUAGAGGAAAAAUUGCACAGCAUUCGGGUGAAUACUAGGCAGGGAAGGGUCAAGAGAGUGUGCAGUGGAAGAAUCGAGAUGAAGAUUGACACAAACAAAUCGUCUAAUUCAGAGGGCAACAAAAACAACAGCUAGUAUGAAGGAUAGUAACAAUUGUAAUGUGCAAUCUGCUGCUGCUGCUGCUCUCACUCUCUAUACAUCAAUCUUCAUCUUCUCCUCUGUGUGUCCUUCCCUCUCCUUCUCUCUCCCGAAUGUGCGCUUGUUUGUGAUGAACGGUACGCAUGUGGCAUGGCCGUAGUCCUCUUGAUUAAUGACACGGCCACGAGUAUGAACGUGAAGAUGCACUGCCGCCAGCAAGGUGUGUGUGUGCAUGUCUGUGUGCUAAUAAUGGAUGUUUGGGUGUGUGCGCGCGCGUGUGUGCCCUGUGUAUACGUUAGCCAGUGUUGCUAACAGAACCCGUGUGCACGCAUGUAGAAUGUAUUCGAUUUGUUUGUCUUUAGUUGAUCUGUGGCUCUCGGUAGCUUGUCUUUCGUUUCAGAGUUUAAGGCAAGAUUUCGCUGGUACGAGAAGCUCACAUAAGCACUAGUUAAAGAAAAGGGAUGAAUUUCGAUCGAGGAAAAUAAACUUAAGAAUGGCAUGAAUGUGAGAAACACAUGAACAAAAGCAGAAACUAUAUGAUAUUGUAAGCGCCACAUACCCAGAUGGCGAUGAUGCGCACGAACGAAACAACACGCAAAUGGGUUUAGGGUCGAAAUUGCGUUCGAUGAAGCGGUGAACACUUGAACACAUCCAACACAACAACAAAAUAACACGCAUCUACACUCUCUCUCUCUCUCACACACACACGCACACUCCGUUUGUAAUUCGUUAGAAGAAGGUAAUCGAACUCGUUUCGCACUUUCUGUAACCUUUUUUGUUUCAUGUCAGCAGCAUAUUGGCACCAACGCUCAAUCAUCAUCCGUUGUACAAUCGCAACCGAACAACCAUUCAAUUACUGCUACAAAGCACGCGGGGAGCUGUGGCGUAAGCCAAGCAGAGACAAAAUUCACUAAUCUAAGCGCCUAAGUAUAUGUUUUAGAAAUGGUUAAGUAAUUACAGUUGUGUCCUUAGUUUUUACGUACGAGCUACAACAAACAAAUAAUCAAACACACUCACACACACACACACACACAUAAACCUACCCCUUUCCAUUACUCUCACACAACUUUCGCAGCAAGAAACACCUACAAAAUCGCACACCCGCCAACGCUACUCUGGCCUGCAUAAUGGAGGCUAAAAAAGAAAAAAACAAAGCGGGCACACGCAAUAAACUUGAUUACACCACAGCAUUACACCACAAUAUACACCACCAAUAUAAACAAAA